This is a messenger RNA of Crotalus tigris (Tiger rattlesnake), 3678 nucleotides long. RefSeq names its product kelch like ECH associated protein 1 (gene KEAP1). Gene Ontology annotation, molecular function: transcription factor binding. The record is from RefSeq and is a predicted model, not a curated record. Lineage: Eukaryota; Metazoa; Chordata; Lepidosauria; Squamata; Viperidae. The transcript has 5 exons. Bases 1 to 1779 code for a protein of 592 amino acids.
AUGUAUGCCCCAGAGUGCAAGGCGGAGGUGACUCCCUCACACAAUGGCAGUCGCACCUUCAGCUACACCCUGGAGGAUCACACCAAGCAAGCUUUCAACAUCAUGAAUCAGUUGCGCCUAAGUGAGCAACUUUGUGACGUCACCUUGCGAGUCAUAUACAAGGACAUUCCCCCGGCCGACUUUCAGGCCCACAAGGUGGUGCUGGCCUCCUCCAGUCCAGUCUUCAAGGCCAUGUUCACCAUGGGCCUCCGGGAACAGGGUAUGGAGAUAGUCCCCAUUGAGGGCAUCCACCCCAAAGUAAUGGAGCGCCUCAUUGAAUUUGCCUACACCGCCUCCAUUUCCGUGGGCGAGCAGUGUGUGCUGCAUGUUAUGAAUGGGGCUGUCAUGUACCAGAUAGACAGUGUGGUGAAGGCCUGCUGUGAUUUUUUGGUGCAGCAGUUGGACCCCAGUAAUGCCAUUGGCAUCGCCAACUUCGCUGAACAGAUUGGCUGUACCGAACUGCACCAGCGGGCACGGGAAUAUAUCUACAUGCAUUUUGGAGAGGUGUCAAAGCAGGAGGAGUUCUUCAACCUUUCACAUUGCCAGCUGGUGACCCUGAUCAGCCGGGACGAGCUGAAUGUGCGGUGUGAGUCAGAAGUCUUCCAUGCUUGCAUUAACUGGGUAAAAUAUGACUGUGAGAACCGUCGACUCUAUGUCCAGGCCUUGCUGAAAGCUGUGCGCUGCCAUUCCCUCACACCGCACUUUCUCCAAAUGCAGCUGCAGAAGUGUGAAAUCCUGAAGUCGGAUUCCCGUUGCAAGGACUACUUGGCCAAGAUCUUCCAGCAUCUCACCCUGCACAAACCCACUAAUGACAUGCCCUGCCGUGCACCCAAAGUGGGCCAGCUGAUCUACACGGCAGGGGGCUACUUUCGCCAUUCCCUCAGCUAUCUGGAGGCUUACAAUCCUUCUGAUGGCUCCUGGAUCCGACUGGCUGACCUGCAGGUGCCUCGCAGCGGCUUGGCUGGCUGCGUAGUGGGCGGACUGUUCUACGCGGUGGGGGGGAGGAACAACUCUCACGAUGGCAACAUGGACUCGGAUGCCAUUGACUGCUAUAACCCCAUGACCAAUCGAUGGUCUUCCUGCGCCCCUAUGAGUGUGGCCCGUAACCGAAUUGGCGUGGGGGUAAUUGAUGGUAUGAUCUAUGCGGUGGGUGGCUCAUUUGGGAGCACUCAUCACAACAGCGUGGAGAGGUACGAGCCGGAGCGUGAUGAAUGGCAGUCAGUGGCUCCUAUGCUGACGCGGCGGAUUGGUGUUGGUGUGGCUGUGCUGAACCGUCUCCUGUACGCUGUGGGGGGCUAUGAUGGCACUAAUCGCCACAGCUCUGCCGAAUGCUACUACCCCGAGCGUGAUGAAUGGGAGAUGAUUGCCACAAUGAAAACUAUUCGAAGUGGAGCAGGAGUUUGUGCUCUGAAUAACUGCAUAUAUGCCAUGGGGGGCUACGAUGGAACAAACCAGCUGAACAGUGUAGAGCGCUAUGAUGUGGAGGUGGGCACCUGGUCCUUUGUUGCAUCCAUGAAGCACCGCCGGAGUGCCCUCGGGGUCACUGUAUAUCAAGGCAAGAUCUACGUGCUAGGUGGCUAUGAUGGACAAACGUUUCUGGAUAGCGUUGAGUGUUAUGACUCCACCACAGAUACUUGGACUGAAGUAACGUGCAUGACAUCAGGCCGCAGUGGGGUAGGUGUUGCCAUUACCAUGGAGCCAUGCUGCAAGCAAACUGAGCAGCAGAAAUGCCAUUGUUAAUGGUAACAAGGAAUGUGCUCCACUUCCCUUCAAAUGGAGACGAUUCAGUAUUAUAAAAUACCUGCUGCCAAGUUGUAUUCUGCCAGAAUAAAGGAAAAGUGCCAAAAGGAUGAGAAACACUUUAAAUCCCGUUUGAACUGGCCUUGAGGCAACAAUGAAAGACAACUCUUGCUCUGUGCUUUACAAGGAUAGCUGUAGUAAAUUUGUUGUUGCCUCUGCACGCCGUCUCUGCCUCAGUUUGGGAUAGAUGCAUUAGUGAAGAAGGAAACCUCUCUGGGAGAACUAUAGGAGAGCUUGAUUCACACUGGCUGUCUGUUUUCUGGUCCCUGGCAGCGAAUGGACCUUCAGGAAAGGACCUCCACAUCAGGAUGGGUGGAAGUAUUUUGUACAUAGUGCAGCCCUGAGCCCUCCUUAGAAAUGUGUCUUAUUCGUAGUUUGGCGACCAGUUUUUGCUUGGCAGGUUUGUCCAAGCGCAGAUGGGGGAAGGGGAAAAGCUGUGGGGCACUCUUCUGUGACUGAUGAUCUGCAGGCACAGUGCAUCCAGAAAGUAUUCAGACCCGCUUCACUUUUAUCAAUUUUGUUUGCUGCAACCUGAUUCUACAGUUGUUGAAAUUCAUUUUUUUCUCAUUAAUCUACACUCAGUAUUCCAUAAUGACCAAGUGAGACAUUUAUGUCUGUAAAUGUAUUAAAAAGAAAAAAAUGAAAUAUCAUAUUGGCAUAAGUAUUCAGACCCUUCACUCAGUAAUUGUUGAAGCACCUUUGGCAGCAAUUAACAACCUUGAGUCUUUCUGUGUAUGACGUGACAAGCUUUGCACACCUGGAUUGGGGGAUUUUCUGCCAUUCUUCCUUUCAAAGCCCCUCGAGCUCAGUCAGGCUGGAUGGUGACCGUUGGUGGACAGCUAUUUUCAGGUCCCUCCAGAGACAUUCAGUAGGUUUCAAAUCUGAGCUCUGGCUGGGCGACUCUAGGACAUUCACAGAGUUGUCCCUAAACCGCUCCUGUGUUGUCUUGGCUGUGUGCUUAGGGUUGUUGUCAUGUUGGAAAGUGAACCUUCGGCCCAGUCUGAGAUCCUGAGUGCUGUGGAACAGGUUUUAUUGAGGAUAUUCCUGUACUUUGCUCCAUUCAGCUUUCCUUCAACCCUGACCAGUCUUCCAGUCCUUGCUGCAGAAAAACAACAUCCACCCACCCCUGGCGUGAUGCUGCUACCACGCUUCACUGUUGGGAUAUUGGGCAGGUGAUGAGCGGUGCCUGGUUUCGUCCAGACAUAAUGUUUAGAAUGGAGGCCAAAGAGUUCAAACUUGGUUUCAUCAGACCAGAGAAUCUUGUUCCUCACAGUCAGAGUCCUUCAGAUGCUUUUUUGCAAACUCCAAGUGGGCUUGCAUGUGUUUUGCACUGAGGAGAGGCUUCUGUCUAGCCACUCUGUCAUAAAGCUCAGAUCAGUGGAGGGCUGCGGUAUGGUUGUCCUUCUCCACAUAGGAUCUCUGGAGCUCAGUCAGGGUGACAGUUGGGUUCUUGGUCACCUCUCUUACUAAGGCCCUUCUCCCCCAAUUGCUCAGUUUGACGGGGCAAUCAGCUCUUGGAAGAGUCCUAGUUGUGUCAAACUUCUUCCAUUUGAGAAUUAUGGAGGCCAUUAUGCUCUUAGGAAACUUCAGUGCAGCAAACAUUUUAUUAUAGCCUUCCCCAGAUCUGUGCCUUGCAAUAAUCCUGUCUCUGAGCUCUGCAGGCAGUUCUCAUGGCUUUUGCUUUGCUACACUAUGCAUUGUUAGCUGUGAGGCCUUCUAGAACAGUGGUUCUCAACCUUUUUAAUGCCGCAACCCCCAACCGGUCGUAAGUCGAGGACUACUCAACUGGUGCAGCACCGUUUGCAGAAUGGGACUUUCUGCAGAGACAGCCUGGACAAU